AUGUUCGUUAGAGGAGUAAGCCAACUCUUCAUCGGCACCAACUUCCUUCGAGUGAGCCUCGUUUGUAUUGUGACCCUUGUGCUGACGACCUUGAUCGGUGAGAUCUUGAUUCUGUCAGCGGACCUGUUCAUGGCCGGUAUCGGAGACAAACCGGAUGAUGACGGUGAUGUUGCCAUCAACGUCGUGCCGUCGCAUUCUGAGCCGCUGCAGCCUGUGCAAUCAACGGUGCAGUCGGAUUUGGAGAUGUUACGGAAAGGCUCCACUUUGAGUCGAGUCAGUGUGCGUCGUUCCAGCUUCGGCUAUGCCUACUCCGAGGAGUGUUCCUUGGAGCGCGAGAAGGAUCGUUGGAGUCACAUGUCUGCGCCCCCGCAGGCAGGAACAAUUCCAGAUUAG
Messenger RNA from Symbiodinium sp. CCMP2592, 393 nucleotides. The record is from the annotation of a GenBank genome assembly. NCBI's taxonomy places the organism in Eukaryota, Dinophyceae, Suessiales, Symbiodiniaceae.